GAACGAGAGAGGUAAAGAGGGCCGUAAGUGUCAGGUAGAGAGACAGACCUCAGCAUCCAUGGUGCCUGCGCAGACAGCUGUUUGAUAGACAGCUGAAGGCAAAGGGGAUCCAAGUAGUGAUGAAGCAUUACUGCUAUACCCCUCUCCUCAUCUUCAUACUACUUUAUGGGACCACCCAGUCCAGUCACACGCAAAUGGAGGGUCUAUCAUGUGUGAAUGACUAUUUGACAAACAUUUCCUGUGUGUGGUGGGACUCGGAUUUCUCCGGCCAGCAAUGUGAGCUUGAGGGGAACAGGGGCUUUGGGAGAAAGCCAAAAUGUGAGCUGGUGCCACUGAAGAGUCAUUCAUAUCUAUCGAGAGGUUGUGCUGUAAACUUUGAGGAAGUGAACUUUUUCUUUGCUGAUAGGAUCAAUUUUAUUGUGUUUUGUAAUGGAUCUCUCAUUACUGAAAUGCGUUAUCAUCCUGGCCGACACAUUAAGACGCACCCACCAGAAAAGCCAACUGUAAGCAGAGACAACAUAACGUGGAGUCGAGGCAUUCACUUUCCAAAUGACAUUAAACAAUAUGAAUUUGAGCUACAGUUUAAACAAGCAAACACAAGCUGGGAGUUGGCAAGACUUCAGUUUGUGUCCCAUGAAAGUUCCGUAGUUCUGAACAAUAAUGAACUGACUGUAGGAAAAGUGUACCAGGCCAGGGUGCGUGUGAAGCCAGUUGAACCAAUAGAUACAGGUUGCUUUAAGGGGGAAUGGAGUGACUGGAGCCCUGUUGUGUCCUGGCGGUCUGAGAUUGGGAAGAUAGAAAUGCCACCACUAGCUCUGCCUGAUGAUAUCCGUACAUUUCUAAUCAUUGGCUUCCAUGUUUUACUUGUUCUUGCUGGCAUUUCUUUGAUUAUCUACAAGGUCAAUAAAAGCAGCUUGCUAUUAAAACCAAAACAUCAACAUGUUCCUGAUCCCUCCAAAUACUUCCAGCCUCUACACACCAUUCAUGGAGGAAACUUCCAGAAAUGGCUAGGCUGUCAGAAAUCUGUUGGGCCGUAUUUAACCCCACAGUCUCAUGAUGACAUCUCACCUAUCGAGGUCUCUGACAUAUGGGAUGUGGCCUUGAUGGACUCCAAUCCUCAGAUCUCUACAGCCACGCUCCUUCACUCCAAUCAGGCAGACUCUGGACUCGAGAACAGCGGAACCAGCCAUGCAUCCUCGUCCGGUAUCUCAAAUAUUGGCUACUUCUACAGCAAAUCCCAUUCGGGAUCCUUGUAUCUAGAAACCUGUCCCGUGUAUUUCAGCUACCACCCUGCUGAAGGCCCAAACCCUGCUCUCUCGUCAUCCAGCUCUUACGAACGUUUGAAAAACCCAAGUUAUAAUGUUGAAGAGCCAUUGAGUCCAGAAUCUGGAUUUGGCAUGGAGGAGCAUUAUGAGGAAGACCCUGAUGAUGAAGAAAACAAUGAUGCGGAGACCUGUGUGACUGAAGGAAAUAAUUUGGUUUCCUACAUUAUCUCAUUGUCACAGGGUUCCUUGGGUUCAGUUCGCCCCGUAGAGAGGAUUCCUCCCAUUACCGUCUUCACACCCUGGCCUGAAAUUGUGAGAGCGCCUAGCUGUAGUUUAACCUCUGAGCCUGCAGAUGGCGCUGUGGUCAGACCCUCCUCUAUGAUCGAGCCAUGUGUUAGUGGGUAUCUGACCCUGAAAGAGAUGCAGAAAUUCAGCAACAAAUCCAUUUGAGUGCAGGUCUUGUUGUGUCUCCGUCCAUUGUUUAUGUGCAUUAAUUGGAUGUAGCUCUACAAAUUUUAUAAAUCCAACACCUGGCAAGCUGUUUGAGCUACAUUGACAGCUUUGAAUGUUAAGGCCAUGUCCACAACAGUGCGUUUUAUGUUUCCUAACAUUAUGUUUGUUUGUUUAAAUAUGCUGUACUAGCAAUCGUUUUCAAAACGAUUGAAAACGAUUCAGUUUUUGGUGCAGAAAAAAUGGCAUUCCAGUGUGGAUGAGCAGCGUAAAUGUAGCAAAAUCAACGCAUUUUAAUCGGAAAAAAUAUUUUUGUGGACGUGAUCUAAGAUUAUAUUCUAUAGCGACAUUAUAAGCUACAUUUUAAAUCAACAUAAAAUUAAAACGGACCGUAUUUAUUGCUUAAUACGGUCCUCAUUUUACUGUCCACAUUUAAUUUGAAGUUUAUUCAUUAAGUUAUAUGUUGCUCCACCUCUUGAGACGACCUUCCUUUUCAGAUGAUGUCAUAAGGCCUAUUUGUUAAUUGGAGCCAAUUUAACGUCACGUUUUUUUGGUUUCGGUCAUCUUGGAGCUACACUGACACCUAGUAGCAUGGUUAUAGCGUCAUUCAAAAUCAAAAGUUUUCAGUUCCCAAUGCCUUUGUAGAAAUUCACUAUUCACAUUCAGCCAUGAUUAAUUAAUCCAUGAGUGGAAGUGUCCAUUAACAGGGCUAUUACUGAGACUAAGCCAGCAGUAUUCGGCUGGUCAUGUGAUAUUAACAUGGCAGCCCCCAUGUGUGGACCCUCUCCAUGUAGAAUAAACCAGAUUUUAUAAGGUGACCGAUAUGACUGGUCUUCAUUUACAUGUAAGUACUCAUGAUUUUAUACAUAUGUUAAAAUAAUUAUGAUUCAUGUCUUUAAGAGUUACACUUUCUUAAUGAGUGUACCUUUAUUAUUACUAUAAAUAUGUUUAUUUACAGCACAGUUGUAAUAGCAAAUAAUGAAAGAUUUGGAAAUGUCGAGAUGCACUGGAGCGUGAACUUAACCUUAAGCCUUACAUCCUGGUCGCCAUCUUGUUUCCAUUCUCUCCACAAUCAGCGGCACACUUGCAUUCAGCUCUGACUUCAUUCUUAUACGGAAAGCCUAAAUUUCACUUUCCAAUCAAUUUGUCGAUUCACGUUGACUUUAAAGUGUUCGAAAUUUGUUCAAACGCACUGUAUGAAGGAAAGUGUGUCUGUAGUUUAACACCUUGUAUCCAAGUCUUCGUUAUCGAUUUAUAAAUGUUUAGUUUGUUUUUUUACCAUUAUUCAUUGUAGCCUGUAUAACUUUAAUGAUCUGUUGAAUAAAUUGCCACCACUAACCAUUUAUAUUGCUUUUAUAUCACAGUUUAUAUAUAAUCUUUCAAAUUAUUAUUGACUAAAAUGAUUUGGCAGUACAAUCUCUCUUUUUAAGAGAGUUUAAAAAGUUGGCUAAAUUUUUUGCUGCUAUUGUUAUUUAAUCUUUAAAGCUACUGAAUGUUAUGAACAUGGUAUAAAUGCUGCUUAAUAAAUAUGUGAAUAACAGUUUUAAAUUCAGGGGGACAAUUCAUGAAUGCAAACGGCUGUUAUUGGACAAUAAAAACCUCUCAACAACACUCCUUUAUAUUUCUACCAUAUUGUGAGAUUCAUAUGACCUCUAAAAUAAGAUACAAAGGAUUGAAGUGGCAUUAUUUGUAAUUAUUUUAUAACAGUUGAGGAUUGUACCUUUUUAGAGUAUCAUUCAUGUAAUGCUGUGAUAUAUUCACUUUUUUGUAUUAUUUGGACUUAUUUUUUGUAUUUUACUUUUUUUAUUGAAACGUGUAUUUUCUGUAAUCGUUCGAAUUUAAAUAUUAAAAAUAAAUUACAAAA
Messenger RNA from Xyrauchen texanus (razorback sucker), 3579 nucleotides. RefSeq names its product interleukin-2 receptor subunit beta-like. Gene Ontology annotation, biological process: immunoglobulin mediated immune response; cytokine-mediated signaling pathway. The record is from RefSeq and is a predicted model, not a curated record. The transcript has 10 exons. Gene Ontology annotation, molecular function: cytokine receptor activity; protein binding. Gene Ontology annotation, cellular component: membrane; external side of plasma membrane. Bases 120 to 1715 code for a protein of 531 amino acids. Lineage: Eukaryota; Metazoa; Chordata; Actinopteri; Cypriniformes; Catostomidae.